This is a messenger RNA of Doryrhamphus excisus (bluestripe pipefish), 1534 nucleotides long. The record is from RefSeq and is a predicted model, not a curated record. Lineage: Eukaryota; Metazoa; Chordata; Actinopteri; Syngnathiformes; Syngnathidae.
UUGGAACUAUAUCGACGUUUGCAUGCACAGAAAAGCACAACGCACAAUUGUGAACAAAGAUUUAAUGUGAAAGACUAACACAUUAAAUGGCCGUGAGAGAGAGUUUUAUGCUCGUGAGGAUAAAAUCUGAAGCUUCUCAAGCUAGCUUAGCAUGCUAGCUGCUAACAAAGACACGCGGAAGUGAUCAACAUCGCUAAGCAGAGACCGAGUGUGAGUGUAAAGUGGGAUCGUGUGAAAAUGUGUCAAGUCCAAAUGCUGAGAGCGUUGGUGAAUCAGCGACUAACUGCGGCUGUUGAAGAAAUAUUUGUAGUGUUGGAAAGAACCAUAGCAGAGUACGAGGAGGAACUUUCUCGAACAAAAGAGGAGAACGAGCGACAACGUCAACUACUGGACGCCGUUUUCAGGAAGCAUCAAGAAGAAGCACACGGAGGAGGAGACAGCAGCGAAGAAGAUGAUUUGCCCGAGCAGCAGGAGUGGAGCUUCAGGGUGGAGCUGGGGCAGCCACAGAUUAAAGAGGAGGAGGAGGAGCACAGCAUCAGCCAGGAGGGAGAGCAUCCGGAAGGACCGGAGGAGUUCCCAGUGAUCGGUGUCAUUGUGAAGAGUGAAGAUGAUGAAGACGAAGGUGAGGAGAAGAGAGAGGCGGAGCCUCCAACAGAAGCUGAUGGAGACCACUGUGGAGGAUCACCAGCAGACAAGCUCUUAGCUCCACUAUCAGAUAGUGAGCACACGACGUCACACUCUCCUGACACUGAUGAUGAUGAUGAUGAAGACUCUACAGCUGAUAUGACAUGUCACCCUGACAACACACGCUUGAAAUGCCACCACUGUGACAAGAGCUUCGGCAACAAGAAAACUCUAAAGACACACAUGACAUGUCACACUGACAGAAAGUGGAAAUGCUCUCAAUGUGGCAAAGCUUUCAACCGCAAAUCGUCUCUGGAAAGGCACAUGAGGAUCCACACAGGAGAAAAACCAUACGUCUGCUCAGUUUGUUGUCACGCGUUUUCUCAGAGCGCCACUCUGACAGCCCACAUGAGAAGACACACCGGAGAGAAACCGUUUUCCUGUUCAUUCUGUAAUUUACGUUUUUUUCGGAGCCAACAUUUGAAAACACACAUGAGAAUACACACUGGAGAAAAAUAUUAUUCCUGUUCAGUCUGUGGUGCGAGUUUUGUACAGAGUCAACAUUUGAAAACACACAUGAGAAGACACACGGGAGAAAAACCAUACGCCUGUUCAAUCUGCAACAAACGCUUUUCCGUUCGAACAACACUUGUUAGACACACGAGAACACACACUGGAGAGAAAGUGCUGAGUUGCAGCGUGUGUGAUGAAAGGUUCUCCUACAAGUACCAGCUUAACAAUCACGCCUGUGCUCCUGACAACAGCAGCGGUACAUGAAGCUGCACCACUUGGACUCACCUGUCAAGACUCUGAUCACUUUGAACAUCACCGCCACAUGUAACGUGUGUGUAACAAUGUUGUGUGUAUAACACAAUCUUGGUCAUAUGCUUUGCCAUUUAAAUACAAUAAA